This is a messenger RNA of Penicillium malachiteum, 1305 nucleotides long. Its product is annotated as Monooxygenase FAD-binding. The transcript is spliced from 3 exons. The record is from RefSeq and is a predicted model, not a curated record. NCBI's taxonomy places the organism in Eukaryota, Fungi, Ascomycota, Eurotiomycetes, Eurotiales, Aspergillaceae. Gene Ontology annotation, biological process: secondary metabolite biosynthetic process. The coding region runs from base 1 to 1305 and encodes 434 amino acids. Gene Ontology annotation, molecular function: FAD binding; monooxygenase activity.
AUGGCAAAGGCUCCUCAAGAUUUGCAAAUCGCCAUCCUGGGCGCUGGUAUGGGUGGUCUCACCUGUGCCCUUGCUCUGGCUCAGCGCGGUUUUAAGAACAUUGAUGUGUAUGAGAAUGCCCACGAUCUGGGCUUCGUCGGUGCUGGUAUCCAGCUUGCGCCCAACAUGGCGCGCGUCCUCGAUGGCCUUGGUGUCUGGAAGGGCAUUGAGGCCGAGGCUGUUAACAUUGGAGAUACCUCCGUCCGUGUUGGUGCCGAUAACAGUGAGCUCGCCCACGUUGAGCUCGGAUAUAUUAAGGAGACAUAUGAUUACCCUCACAUGGUUGGCCACCGCUCUUCUUUGGCCAACGGUCUUUACCAGGGCUGCUUGAAGGAGUCUGCUAUUAAGUUCCACUUCGCUACUACCGCCUCAGACGUCGACUCCUUCGGUCCCCGUCCUUCUUUCACUGCCACUUCCCGUGAUGAGGGAACUGUUUCCAAGGUCGAGUGUGAUAUUCUCCUGGGUGCCGACGGUAUCAAGUCCGAGACUCGCCAGGCUAUGCUGAAGCUCCUGAAUAUCAACGUUGGCGUCAAGGACACCAACCAGGCUGCCUACCGUAUCAUGAUUCACAAGGACCAGAUCAAGGAUGACCCUGAGCUCCUGGAACUCAUUAACAGCACCACUGUAACCCGCUGGAUCGGUGAGAAGCGCCACAUUAUCGCCUACGCCGUCUCCAACAACACCAUCUACAACCUCUCCACCACCCAGCCCGAUACCAACUUCGCCGCUGCUACCAACGCCACCUACACCACCAAGGGUGACAAGAAGGCCAUGUUGAACGUCUUCUCUGACUUCUGCCCCAUGGUCCAGCGUUUGCUCGACUACGUCCCUGAGGGCGAGGUCUGCGAGUGGAAGCUCCGUUCCGUCGCCCUGGUCGGUGACGCUUGCCACCCUACCCUCCCUCACUUGGCUCAGGGUGCUGCCCAGGCCAUCGAGGACGGUGCCGUUAUCGCCGCCGCUCUCUCCCGUCUCCCCGACACUACCCCCGAGUCCAUUAACAAGGCUCUGCGUGUUUACGAGAAGGUCCGUAAGGAGCGUGCUGAGACUCUGGUCGAGAUGGCCGCUGCUUCCGGUCGUGCCCUUCACCUUGGCGACGGAGCCGCUAAGGCUGAGCGUGACCGUCAAUUCGCUGAGCUCAAGGCUAAGGGUGGUAAGGGACCUGUUCCUGAUAAGUGGGCUGAUGCCGAUGUCCAGCGUAACAUCUAUGGUUUUGACUGCACUAAGAUUACUGAGGAGAAGUUCGAUGAGUACUUCUCGGCGAUGUAA